This is a messenger RNA of Lagopus muta (rock ptarmigan), 4418 nucleotides long. RefSeq names its product ubiquitin-associated protein 2-like. The coding region runs from base 231 to 3569 and encodes 1112 amino acids. Gene Ontology annotation, cellular component: cytoplasm; nucleus. Gene Ontology annotation, molecular function: protein binding. NCBI's taxonomy places the organism in Eukaryota, Metazoa, Chordata, Aves, Galliformes, Phasianidae. The transcript has 28 exons. The record is from RefSeq and is a predicted model, not a curated record.
UUUGCGUCUGCUGUUGGCGGGGGGGGGAGGGGUGAAAAGUCAGUGAGUGCACGUGGCGUUUUGUCACGUUGUGGGGAAAGUAGUCCCGCGCGAGCGUGGAGGCGAGGAGGGGCGACUUACCGGCCGACCGAGGUGAGGAGCUGUCACGUGAUGGCGUCGGUCGCAGUUGCUGCUUUGUGAGCACAUUGGAUUUUCUAUUUUGUACAUACACUGUUUUGUAUAUACUAUAUAUGAUGACUUCAGUGGGCAGUGAACGUACCCAGGGCACUCGGGACAAAAUGCAAACUUCAACCACACAGCCAGUGCAACAACAGAAACAAGUAAUACAGGCAACAGCAGAACAGAUUCGUCUUGCUCAGAUGAUCUACGAUAAGAAUGACACAGAUUUUGAAGAUAAAGUGAAACAACUUAUUGAAGUGACGGGGAAAAACCAGGAUGAGUGUAUAGUGGCACUACAUGAUUGUAAUGGGGAUAUGAACAGAGCAAUCAACAUACUUCUAGAAGGAAGUUCAGACACGACUUCUUGGGAGACCGUAGGGGGAAAGAAGAAAAGCCUUGGAAAGGAAAGUUCAGAAAACAAAGAGAACAGAGAAAAACGAGGAGACAGAGAAGUGAGUCGUGGGCGGGGAAGUUCCAACAGACGGGGAAGAGGAGGCAGCCAUGGCCAAGAGUUUAAAGCUGAAGAGAACGGAGUGGACAACAAUCAAGGAGACAGACUUUCAGACCGUGGAAAACAUGGCCGUGGGAGAGGAUUUGGACGCGGCAGAGGGAGAGGAGCAAGGAGGUUUUCAGCCCAAGGCAUGGGGACAUUUAACCCUGCAGACUAUGUGGAGUCUUCUGCUGAUGACUUUGGAACAAAAACAGAGAUAUGGGAGAUUGGUCGGAAUGAUGCAGAUGAUGGCACGGGAGCAUGGAAAAAUUCAGUAGAAGAAUGGACAGCAGAAGACUGGAAUGAAGAUCUUUCUAAAACAAAAGUCUUCACUGCUUCCUCUGUUCCAACUGAGAAUCAUGUGAUUCCUAAGCAAAGCAUUGAUUUGGUAGCAUUGCUUCAAAAGACUGUGACCUCCACUCAAGAGACAGAAGACAACUCAUUUGAAGCUCCUCAGCAGCAGACCUUUGGCCAAGCCCUAGUCUUCACAAAUACUCAGCACAGCUCUCAGAUGGUAUCAGGAACUGGCAGUUCCAGUGCUGUAAACUCCUGUUCUUCUCAGAGUCUGUCUGCAGUUCUUUCUUCUGGCUUUGGAGAACUUGGAUCCUCUAAAUUGGCAAACUCUACUGGAUCCCAAAUUUUGGAACAACUAAAAUCCCCAGAUCUGGGUCAGUUUACCUCUCAACAAAACAAUAGUAACUCUACCAACGCUACCAUAACUGCCACAUCAUCUUGGAGUCUAAAACCACCCAUUACUCAGUCCUCAGUCCUCAGUCAGUUUGACUUUAAAUCUCAGCCUGAACCAUCCCCAGUUCUGAGCCAGCUGACUCAACGACAGCAACAAAAAAUGCAGGCAGUACCCGUUCUUCCACCUGGACUGGAGUCCUUCUCCUCCCAGGUAAAACUUCAAGAGCCCUCACCAGUAGACACCUCUACAGCUAUCAGCAAAAUGCUACAGCUUCCGAGUAUAUCUUUGGAAAACCAGACAGUGACUGCCCAUCAAACCCAGCAGAAACAGAUAAAACAACCAAAACGGAGGAUAACUCCAGCAUCCAAGAUUCCUGCCUCUGCUGUGGAAAUGCCUGGAUCAGCUGAUAUGGCAGGAUUAAAUGUUCAGUUUGGAGCUCUGGAGUUUGGAUCAGAGCCUACACUCCCAGAGUUCAGAUCAAGCAGUGAAAAUGCCAGCCAGAUGACCAACGAUAGCUUGUACUCAAAAUCUGUAAAUGAUCCUUUGAAUACCUCUUUGCCAAUAUCCAGUACAGUACAGGAGUCCACAUACACAACCUCUUCCACUCUGACCUGCUCAUCCCAGAACACUAGCCUAGUAACAACAACUUCCUAUAACCAGACUUCUGUGCAUAGUAGGAUAUCAUACCAAAGCUCCAUGGCUCCAUCUGAACCAAUACCUGUUGCAGUUACGAAUGGACACGGUGUUAGAACACAGGCAACUCUUGACACUACUUCAUCAGUUCCAGUGUCUAAGACAGAACCUUCUCCCUCACUGCCUUCUGCUGGUUCUCUGCCUAGUGUGGUACCCGCCACCACUUCACUUCUGCCUUCAGCAUUGCAGCACAUAGCAACAUUGUCCAGCUUGCCUCAGUCCAGUGACUUGGCCAGCAGCUCGCUUACCCAGUUAAGCAGCUCCCUUUCCAAUCAUCAGAGCAGUCUCUCCCCUGCCUCAGUGUUGUCUUCAAGCACAUCACAUGCACACACUAGUGUUGAGAACACAACUUCGCUCCAGCCCUCGACAACCUUUUCAACUGCUUCAACCUCAGCUACUAGCACCACCUCUUCGGUUGUCAGCAUAUCAAGCAGUAUGAACACUACAAACAGCCUUGGCCUGAGUGUUACCAGUGUGUCUAUACCAGCUACUACUGCACGAGCAGCUCCCUUAGUGUCUUCAGGCAAAACUCCUCCAAACCUGCCCCAGGGUAUACCGCCCUUCUUGCAUAAUCAGUACAUUGUGGGACCUGGAGGACUUCUGCCUGCCUACCCAAUUUAUGGUUAUGAUGAUCUCCAGAUGCUUCAAUCCAGGCUGCCAAUGGAUUACUAUGGAAUUACAUUCCCCGCUCCUGCAACCUUGACAGGCAGAGAUGGGAGCCUUGCUAACAACCCAUACUCAGUUCUUUCCUUUGUAGGUGAUGUAACAAAAUUUGGCCGUGGUGAUUCUACCUCCCCUGCUCCUGCUACCACUCUAGCCCAGCCACAGCAGAACCAGACACAGACUCACCAUACGACUCAGCAGCCCUUCCUCAACCCAGCCCUGCCACCGGGGUACAGCUACACUGGGUUACCUUACUAUGCUGGUGUGCCAGGCAUACCCAGUGCAUUCCAGUAUGGGCCAACCAUGUUUGUACCUCCAGCACCUGGUAAACAGCACGGAGUCAAUUUGAACACUGCCUCCACUCCUUUCCAUCAAGCAAGUAGCUAUGGGCAGCAUGGCUACGGAGCAGCAGGCUAUGAUGACUUAACACAGGGAACAGCAGCUGGAGAUUACAGCAAGGGAGGCUACAGUGGGUCAUCUCAAGCACAAAGCAAAUCUGCUGGCACUGGACCUGGGAAAGGUGUUUCUGUAACUUCAAGUAACACAGGUGUGCCUGAUAUCAGUGGCUCUGUCUAUAACAAGACUCAGACGUUUGAUAAGCAGGGAUUCCAUGCUGGCACACCACCUCCUUUCAGCAUGCCCUCUGCUCUUGGAUCUACUGGGCCCCUGAACCCUGGUGCUGCCCCAGGUUAUGCUCCAGCUCCUUUUCUCCAUAUCCUGCCUGCACAUCAGCAGCCUCAUUCACAGAUGUUGCAUCAUCAUCUUCAGCAAGAUGGGCAGGGUGGAUCCAGCCAGCGCAACCAGCCCAGCACCAUGCAGCAAAAGUCUCAGGCUACCAAAACUGCCUAUGGCACUUCUCCAUACUGGACUAACUAAAUGUGAAAGGAGAAGAGAGGAAAAAACAAAAAAAAAAAAACAACAAAAAAAACUGAAGCCCAAGCCCAUUCCUGAAAUUAGUAGAAGUAACUGGUCAGCCAACCAUCUGUGUGGGGAGAAUUGUAGCCAGACAUCCUCUGUGUGACUAGCCUGCUUCCUCUUUGAGUUGCUGUUGUAUGUAAUAUAUUUAUGUAUUUGUAAACGUAACAGAGCCUAAAUGUGGUUUUCUGCAUCUUGAAGCCUGUUUUAUUUUCUUUGUAGGAAGACUAAUUAUUCACUUCCUGUAUACACCAGGGCCUCCUUCCUUGUUUUUCAAGCUUUAUGGGCAUUAUAACUGUGCCAUUUUUAUUGGAGCUAUUUAUUUAGUGCAAUUCUAAAUUCAGGCAAAUACGGAGGCCUGGCUUCUAAAAGAGAAUCAAGAUGUAGCCUGUUUGACUUCUGCCCCCACCCACCAGUAUAGCUGUUAUUUUGCAGAUGAACUCAGGGGCAGUUAGGUCACCUCUUUAUUUUUUAAUUUUUAAAUAAAUAAUAAGAAAAAACUUUUGGUUUUGUUUCUCAAGCAAGAGACUUUGAAUGGCUCAUUGGGUCCUGGACCCUCCUUUGCAUCAUCAAAGGCAAAAACUACAUAAGACUGUUUUAAAACUAUAAGCUAUUUCUUGUACCUCUUCUUGGCCUGAGCCACCCUGCCCAGGAUUGACAGAGCGGCUGGAUGAAAACUUCACGUUCUCCCUUUUUUAAAACAAAGGCCAGAGAAGCAACUCCUGGUACUUUUGUUAUGUACCAGUGCAGUGAACGUUUUAGGAGUUUCUUUUUAGCCCUUCCCCUUAUCUAAUAAAAGAUAUAAGCAUA